AUGCCUCCUAUCCUCACGAGUAUGUUCUUACCCUCCACACGAGUAAGCCUCCUAUCCUCCACACGAGUAUGCCUCCUCCUCCUCACGAGUAUGCCUCCUAUCCUCCUCACGAGUAUGCCCCCUAUCCUCCACACGAGUAUGCCUCCUAUCCUCCACAUGAGUAUACCUCCUAUCCUCCUUACGAGUAUGUUCAUAUCCUCCACACGAGUAUGCCUCCUAUCCUCACGAGCAUGUUCAUAUCCUCCACAUGAGUAUACCUCCUAUCCUCCUCACGAGUAUAUUCAUAUCCUCCACACGAGUAUGCCUCCUAUCAUCCACACGAGUAUCCCUCCUACCCUCACGAGUAUGUUCUUACCCUCCACACGAUAUGCCUCCUAUCAUCCUCACGAGUAUGCCUCCUAUCCUCCACACGAGGAUGCCUCCUAUCCUCCUCACGAGUAUGCCUCCUCUCCUCACGAGUAUGUUCUUACCCUCCACACGAGUAAGCCUCCUAUCCUCCACACGAGUAUGCCUCCUAUCCCCCUCAGGAGUAUGCCUCCUAUCCUCCACACGAGUAUGCCUCCCAUCCUCACGAGUAUGUUCAUAUCCUCCACAUGA
Messenger RNA from Mizuhopecten yessoensis (Yesso scallop), 597 nucleotides. RefSeq names its product extensin-1-like. The record is from RefSeq and is a predicted model, not a curated record. The coding region runs from base 1 to 597 and encodes 198 amino acids. NCBI's taxonomy places the organism in Eukaryota, Metazoa, Mollusca, Bivalvia, Pectinida, Pectinidae. The transcript has 2 exons.